UCUGUACAUUCAGCUCAACACCUAUCAACCAACCCCCUUCAUGAGGAACCGACUCUCUUUUGAAAUAUUCCUAUUCUACCUAUUAUAUAUCUCCUAAGAGCUUCAAAACACAACAAAAUCGAUAAUGCAAAAUAUCGUAUAGGAUAUAUAUCUCUCUCUCUAUAUUAUACCAUAAUGUCUCGUGAAGCAUUUUUACCAUCAAUUCAAACAAAAACAACUCCAGGCCCUGCACCAGGUGGCCUGGGAAGGGGUCUUUUCGCGUCCGCGGAUGUCAACAGUGGAGAUGAUAUUCUGCACAUCCAGAGCCCAUUUGUCGCGGUUCUAGAUACGCAGCGACUAGAGGAUACAUGCUCUGGGUGUUUUGGUAGGAAACAGUUGGAGGAUGAGGCUAUCUCGCUGAGGGGGUGUACGGGGUGCCAGGUUGUCAAAUAUUGUGAUCGAACCUGCCAAGCAAAAGACUGGAAAUCUGGACAUUCUCUCGAGUGUUCGAUUUUUCAGAAACUCACCCCCAGAGUGCUUCCUAAUAAUGCAAGAGCUGUCCUGCGCAUGGUCCUCCGCAGCGGGCGGAAGAAAUACACAUCCCAGGAAUCGGAUCUGUUUGUACAGCUCGAAACUCACAUUCGGGAAAUACGGGACGAGAACCCAGCGCAAUGGGAGCGGAUCGCACUCUCCUCAAAGGCUGUAAAGGCCUAUUCGGGCACUGAUAUGGAGGAGGAGACGAUAUCUGCUUUUGGGGCCAAGCUCGACUUGAAUUCGUUCAAUUUAACCAAUGUGCUCUAUGACCGUGUUGGCCUUUAUCUACACCCAUACGCCUCCCUGAUCAAUCACAGCUGCGACUACAACUCCGUCGUUGGCUUUGACGGCGACGAACUGUUUAUUAAAGCUGUGCGCCCAAUCAAAAAGGACCAACAAAUCUUCAUAUCAUACAUCGACGCCACUAACCCAACACACCGACGUAAGAAAGAGCUCCGCGAGAGAUACUUUUUCACGUGUGAAUGCUUGAAAUGCUCAAACCCAAGCCCCAGCCCGAAUGACAUCCAAAACAACCUUUCCACUCCCACUCCCACUCCCACUCUCACUCUCACCCCCGCCAUGGAGGCCAUCGAAAGAAGGGCCUACAGCCUCCUAGACUCGUCCUCUGCUGCUACAACCCCAGAAACAACAACAACAGCAGCAGCAACAUCCUCAGAGAUCCAAUCCACCCUAAUACGCCUCCUACAAUCCCAAUCCAAAGAACAGCAGUCUAUCAUCACCACGCAACCACUCAUCUCCCUCCGCGACGAACUAAUCGCCACUCUCAUCGCCGCCGGGAAAUUCAAAUCCGCAUUCCUGCAAGCCGCGAUCCGGUACCUCCGGAUCGACCCCGUCGUGUAUCCGUACGACGGACACCCGCUGCGGUAUUUACAUGCGUGGGCGCUUGCGAGGCUUGCGAUGCAUUUAUCCCAGCAUAUAGACGCGGCUUCUCCUCGCAGUGGUGCAGAGGCAGAGGCAGAGGCAGAGGCAGAGCGACUGACCGGGCUGGAUUUUAGUUUGGUUGUUUGGGUUGUUCUGAGGCGGCUGCUUGGGAGGGAAGAGGGGGGGUGUACGGUUCCUGGGUUUCGGCGGAUGGUUCGGAGGGCGUUUGUCGAGGUGCGUGGGGAGUUUGUGAGGAAUGGGGUGGAUUUGAAGGGGUUGGAAGGGGCGGGUAUGAGGGAGUGGGGGAGGGUUGAAGAGGUUGUCGCUGCUGUGCUUGGAGAGGAUGGGAAUGCGAGGGAGUUAAGUGCUAGGUAGGUAGGUAGAUUACUGUAGUUGGCAGGGGGGAAGAUAAACAGAAGGAUCUUGGAUUUAGAUGGUUUGGGGUGGAAGAGUAGCGGGAGAAUACCUAUCUGUAUUAUAUUGAUAUUAAUACUGGUUACAACC
This is a messenger RNA of Aspergillus ochraceoroseus IBT 24754, 1899 nucleotides long. Its product is annotated as S-adenosylmethionine-dependent methyltransferase. Gene Ontology annotation, molecular function: protein binding. Gene Ontology annotation, cellular component: nucleus. The transcript has 4 exons. NCBI's taxonomy places the organism in Eukaryota, Fungi, Ascomycota, Eurotiomycetes, Eurotiales, Aspergillaceae. The record is from RefSeq and is a predicted model, not a curated record. The coding region runs from base 175 to 1770 and encodes 531 amino acids.